Messenger RNA from Panonychus citri (citrus red mite), 615 nucleotides. RefSeq names its product protein lin-52 homolog. Gene Ontology annotation, cellular component: DRM complex. Bases 121 to 525 code for a protein of 134 amino acids. Lineage: Eukaryota; Metazoa; Arthropoda; Arachnida; Trombidiformes; Tetranychidae. The transcript is spliced from 2 exons. The record is from RefSeq and is a predicted model, not a curated record. Gene Ontology annotation, biological process: regulation of DNA-templated transcription.
AGCUGCUUUUUUCCUUCCUCGCAUUUGUUUUUCUCUGGAUUCAAAUUGUGUCGGUGGUUUAGUUUUAGUUUUUCUUUUGUUUCCUAAUUAUUUUUCUUUUCGUUGUUAAAUUUUUGCAAAAUGCCUGCUCCACACAAUUCGGACUCUGUAAACUCACCAACUCCUCAAACUAAUUGUGAAACACAAGAGGAACUUUUAUCCUGCCAAGAGACUCUAGAUCGUUCUUCACCUACUCUAUGGCCUCAACCAGUUCCCGGUUUGUUGGACUUCAUCAAGAAAAGUGAACCCGAAUGGAAACUUGGUGAAUGUGAAUGGGAUCUGUCAGAAUUGGAUAGAUUGGAAACUGAAGAUUAUGAGUCAAUUUAUUAUUUCCGUGAGUCGAAACCUCUUCAAUUGUUGGAGCAAAUUCAAGAAAUUAAUGAUUACGCAUAUCAAUUGGAUCUUGAAGAAUCGAGGGAAGUUAAUCGUGGAAUCAUUUUGAAUAUUUUUGACAAUCAUCAUCAACCAGAGACAGAUAACAAUUGAAUCACAAACUCGAUGUUUAAACGGCGAUUCGGGUGAAAAUAAGAAAAAUUUUCUUGUUUAAUUUCAAACAAUAAAACAAGAUUUAAAAUA